UUCUCUCGCGUUCUGAGGGCUUUCAUGACUCCUCCUGCUUUCCGUAGUAAGACCGAAGGGGGCGGGACCGGCAUGGCGGCCAAGAUUCUGAAAUAUGCUGCGCUUCCUGCUGCUGUUGUUGCAGUGGGUUUGAGUUCAUUCAGGAUUUAUUCCAUAAAUGAGAAGAUAAACGAGAAGCUAAUAUCUCCAAGAGAGUUGUCUAUCUACUCUCCAGAUGGUCCUGCUGUGCGGUUUGUGGAGGAACAGCCUGGGGUAGUGCAGACGGGGCUGGGGGCCGUGAGGGUGGGCCUGCAGCCGUACGUCAGAGCAGUGCAGAACACCUUCACUUCAGUCAAAGUUGGAGUGAUAUCUGUUUACCAUGCAGGGCAAGACUCGUAUCAGUUCCUUCGAGAUCCACCUCCUGGCUUCCUGCCUAGAGUGGGUGUCAUCUGUGUGUCCGGAUUGGGUGGCCUGAUACUGGCACGCAAGGGCUCUCGUUUAAAGAAGAUUUUCUUUCCUCUUGGUCUGGCUACUGCUGGUACUGCAGUAUGUUACCCCACACAGACUGUUGGAGUCCUGAAGAUUACUGGUAAAAAGGUGUAUACUGUCAGUUCAUCUGUUGCUUCAAUGUUUAAAUCCAAACCAAAGGAAGAUGUCACCAUGCCUGUUGUUAGUGUGGAGUCUGCUGCCGCUGUAGCAAGCUCAGAUACAGAAGCACCCGCUAAAGCACUUUCUGAACUCCCACCUGAGUCUGAGCCGGCCGCUGCUGUUCCAGAUCAGGAUGUCACACCAGUAACACAAGUUGUCCCUUCAGUGGAUUUAGCCGCAGUAGCAGAUGUGUCAGGAGAUUCUGUAGAACCUCCUCCUGUUGUUGAUGUAGCAUCUGGAAUCGCUGCCCCACUCUCUGAAUCUGAAUCUCCCCCUGCACCUGCGCCUGUCCUAGAUGCACAAUCCACCCGUGUUCCCGAGCCAGCACCUUCUGCUGAAAUGGAUGUUACUCCUGUUGUGGAGUCUGAUCCUGAAAUAGUCCUAGAAGCUGCCCCUGCUGCUUCAGAACUUGAUGUUCCUGCACCUAAACUUGUUAUAGAGGAGGCCACGCCCUCAACUACACCUACUGUAGAGGAAACCACACCCCCUGAAGCUGCCAACUUAAUUACAGCAGACGAGGAACCCACUUCUGUUGGCCCGCCCCCUGCUGAAGAAGCCAUUCCUCUGACACCUCUCCCAGCUGAGGAGGCCCAGCCUUCAUCUGAACCUUCUGUAGAUGAGCCAGCCACAGUGAAGUCACGUUUUGUUCCUGACCCUUCUCUGCUUGACCACGGCCAGUCUAAUCCAGAGGACGCAGACAUGUACAGCACACGGAGCUGAAUGAGCGACAGAGAAAGAUGGAGCAUAUGAUGAAAUGUUUUAAUGUGCCAUGAUUCCAGCAGUGUUUGAUCACUUUGUGAUUAGGAUAUUUAGGUUUUACCAGUGAUGUGGAGGAAGGUAAUGCCACGUUUCUUUCUUUCUGUGCUGCCUCACACUUGUGAGAAUUUUCUUACCUCAGCAGGAAUAUCAAACACACACAAAGCCACAUUCUGUGUUAACACGUUAUCUACAUUUUGUUGACGCUAUGGAGGAAAACCCAGGGUAAUGGUACUUUAAUAAAAAGCCUGUGGUCCCUUAA
Molecule: messenger RNA, 1645 nt
Organism: Cyprinus carpio (common carp)
Lineage: Eukaryota; Metazoa; Chordata; Actinopteri; Cypriniformes; Cyprinidae
Product: apolipoprotein O-like
Biological process (GO): cristae formation
Cellular component (GO): MICOS complex
Source: RefSeq, a predicted model, not a curated record